Molecule: messenger RNA, 1677 nt
Organism: Panicum virgatum (switchgrass)
Lineage: Eukaryota; Viridiplantae; Streptophyta; Magnoliopsida; Poales; Poaceae
Product: protein WVD2-like 5
Exons: 8
Coding region: 275-1423 (382 amino acids)
Molecular function (GO): microtubule binding
Source: RefSeq, a predicted model, not a curated record
AACCCUCCCGGCUCCCGCUCAGGGCUCAAGGCUCGUUGACAAAACUCCUCUGUCGCCCUCUCUCCUCCGUCCUCCGUUGCUCUUCCUUUCCCGGCGGCGCCGACUGGGGGAGCGGCGGCGCCAUUUGUCACGUCUUCGCCCAGCCCUUAGCCGGCGACGAGCGUCCUCCAGUAGAGCAUGAUCCUGCGGUGAGCGCAGAUAGCUCGUGCAAGCUGCUGGCUUGGGGGUUCUCUUGGUAAUCUGCUCCAGAGAAAUCCUGAGGCAAUAGAGUGAAAUGGAUGCGAGCCCGGAUGUUGCUGAUGCUAUUGGUGCAAAGAGCAUUGACAAUGGGGCGAUGGGGAAGUUGCCGCCUGGUGAUGUUAUAGAGGGGCAUGGAGAAGAACACGAUGUGCUGGCUGAUGGAGCUCAUUCGGGUGAGAGUGAGGUUAUCAACCCAUCUGAAGAGGUGGAAGGGGAAGCCACCUCACCAUCGCAGGACGUGAAGCCUCGUGUUCCUGCGGACAGUCAAAGCCAUUCGCCAAAGGUUGUUAGAUCUCAGCGACAGAGCCCUCGUGGCGGAGAUAAGAGUCAAGCUAGGAAAAGCUCUCCUAGUCCUUAUCCCAAGGCACCCAUCGCACGAGUUUCUGAUCCGGAUCUUGUUGAUAGCUCUUCAAGCAAUGGUGAUGCUAGUGUCAGUAAAAAAAAGGCUGAAAAGAGCAGUUUUCGCCCAGUUGCCAAGGAGAGCUCAUCACUUGAGGACUCUAAAGAGAAGAAGAAAACUCAGAAGCCAUCAAACCAACGUUCUGUUAAAAAGGAUAUUGAAGAAGAAUCAAAUGAAAGUAUAAAACCUCAAAGGGUUGGCAGCACUCCUUCUUAUGGCUUUAGUUUUAAGUGUGAUGAGAGAGCUGAAAAAAGAAGAGAGUUCUACUCGAAGCUUGAGGAGAAGAUUCAUGCACAGGAACUAGAGAAAAGCAACUUGCAGGCAAAAUCAAAGGAAGCUGAAGAAGCUGAACUCAAAAUGCUUAGAAAAAGUUUAAAUUUCAAGGCAGCACCCAUGCCUAGCUUUUACAAGGAACCACCUCCUCCCAAGGUUGAGUUAAAGAAGAUCCCUACAACAAGACCUAGAUCACCAAAGCUUGGGCGCUCCAAGAACACAACCUCCACAGGCACAGAAGGAAAGACAAAUCCUCCAGUCCGUUCAGCUCGUCUGAGUCUCGAUGAAAGGGCAUCCUUAAAUGGUGUCAAGCAAGCACCCACUGCAAAUGCAGUGAAGAAGCCCCAACGCAAAUCUUUCCCUAAAUUGCCAUCGGAGCAAACGGCUAAAGUUCAUGUCGCAGCACCUCUUUCAUCCGGAGAAGAGCUAGAAAACAAGUCAUCGACAGAUCUUGUUCGAGAGCCAAUCCGUGCUCAAGUUACUCCUGAUGAACCUGGACUCCCUGGCUAAAUGAAACCUAUCAAGUCCGACUCCAAUGAAAUGGGAGGGCUGUGCCCCAGCUUCCUUUAUCACAUUUUGCUAUUUCUGCAGUACACUGCUGGCUGGUAUUAUGUACUAAAAUUAGUCUCAUCCCCAGGAGUUUGUAGAAUGGCAAGUGACCCCCUGUAUUGUUUGUCUUAGUUUCCGUUCACAUACGAGGCAUUUGUAGUUGGCAAUAAUUUCAUAUGAUUGUCCUAUUUCCAGGGCUAGCUCUUGCUCCAAAA